AUGUGUCGUUUGUUUAUAAAUAACCGUCGUGAUGAAUUGCAAAAACAAGUGGCUGAAGGCAGUCUGAGUAUAACUGGCAGUAAUGAUGUGUUGACCUUGGCUUUGGGUCCCGAGCAUCUAGGGAGAGUAAGAGGGGUAGGUGCUGGGAUUUCCCCUAGGCAAUUCUUCAAUUUACCUAGACCACAAAGGGUAAAGUUUGCUGAUCAAUUGAAGGAAAGUGUAAGAAUUGUCCUUCAAGAAGAGACUAAGAAGAUGGAAGCUAGAACCAAACAAUUAGUAGAGGCUGAGAGGGAACAUUUACUAAGUCAGCUUUCCCACCUCAUCCCCAAUUUUGAUCCAAGCAUGCUUAAACCGAAAACUAGCCCCUGUCAAAACCAAGGUCUACAGCAAAGUCCCAUGAAUCCAAUGUCUGAUAAAGCAAGUUGUUUUGGGGCUGAAGUGAGAUCCCUACAUUUAGAGGAUGAUACUGCCAGAAAUGGGGAACAGCAGGAACAAACGGGUAAUGAAGUAGUUGAUUAUUCGAAUGUGGAGGUGCCAUCUUCCUUACAAUCCCUUUGUGGUUAUGUGGAAACUACACUAAAGCCACAGGGGAAGAUCAUGACCUUCAACAUUGAGAAGGAGGUGUUUGGUGCAGAUCGAAGUACCUUCGUCUUGCAUGAAGAUAUUACACAGUUUUCAGGCAUGGAAGAAAUUGGGGCUACUGUGGUUGCAGUAUAUAUGAGGUGCUUAUAUGAUCUUUUGAGAGAAGCAAAUAUGUGCAGCAUGGUUGGCUUUAUCGACCCUGCUCAAGUUAGUGCCAACGCUGGGUCACUAACUGACAGAUCACGAAUUGUAGCCAGUCGACUUCAGAAAACAGAUGGUGAACAGAUUUUCAUGAUGCCUUACAAUCCAGGCCGUCAUUGGGUCUUGCUGAUUGUGAGGGCAAAGAGGGAAACCGUCUAUUUUCUGGAUCCUCUGCCUGGAAAUCGUGUGGUUGAUGAGGAGGGCAAAAACAUCGUGAACAGUGUUUUAAAAAUUUAUAAUUCCCACAUAGGCAGACCAGGCCGUAAAGCACCAAUUUGGAAAACUCUGCCAGGCACACCAAAGCAACCCAGCAGUGUCGAAUGCGGGUAUUAUGUGAUGCGCUUCAUGAGGGACAUCAUCAUGGAUCCUUCCUUGGAGUUUGAGAAGAAGUUUGCCAAGGGAAAAGAUCAAGCGCCAUACCCCCAAGCAGCCAUUGAUGAAGUCAGGAAAGAAUGGGCAGAGUUUGUUUGCCUUCAUAUGGAUUAG
Messenger RNA from Prunus armeniaca (apricot), 1269 nucleotides. The record is from the annotation of a GenBank genome assembly. Lineage: Eukaryota; Viridiplantae; Streptophyta; Magnoliopsida; Rosales; Rosaceae.